Messenger RNA from Ctenopharyngodon idella (grass carp), 6533 nucleotides. RefSeq lists its product as uncharacterized. Bases 192 to 920 code for a protein of 242 amino acids. Lineage: Eukaryota; Metazoa; Chordata; Actinopteri; Cypriniformes; Xenocyprididae. The transcript is spliced from 5 exons. The record is from RefSeq and is a predicted model, not a curated record.
CGCUUUUACUGUAAAGCCUUGUUUACACUGCACACGUCUGCGGUGCAUCUCGGCUCUGGCGAGGUUUUGUUCCGUCCUCUAGGCGGUGCCAAUUUACACCAGGAGCAUUUUAGGAGCGAAGCGACAGGAUUCGCGAGACCAUGUGAUUUGCCUGUCCUACGUUGUUUUUCUCGAUUUUUUUGUGUUCUAAAAUGGGUGUUUUGUUGUUCAGUCAGAACAGAAUCUAUGGAGCAGAAGUGGAGAUGAAAGUCAGACCAGGAGACAACAUCACUCUCUACUGUGAUCGCUCUUUAACUGGUUCCCGCUUUGUAUGGUUAAGAAACUGCUCUCAUAAAAAUCAACCCUCUCUGGAAAUAGAUAUAAUGAGAUUGGACAAGGAGAUAUUUCAGCGUUUCAGCUCUGUCCACAACCGCUCCAGUAAUUCUUAUGAUCUACAUAUUACUAACAUCAGUGUCUCUGAUCUGGGACUGUAUUACUGUGCAGAUGUAGAAAAUAAGGUAAAUAAAGAUGAAAAAGACAGGGCCUACCAAUUUGAAAUGUUCUAUUAUGGAAACCAAACAACUCGUCUCUCUCUUGCAGAGGAAGUAACUUCAUGUUCUGGACUCUUGAACAUCACCUGCACUCCUCGUGUAUCAGACUGUCUUCUCUGCUGGACGCUGCUGUUCAGUGUGUGUCCGGUGUGUGUUCUCUUCUCCUCGAUCUGUCUGUACUGCCUCUGUCAGAGGAAAACUACAGAUGCUGCGGCAGAUCAAAAAGACCAUUCGAGAGGUAGAAAUACCAUUGAGGGUGAGGAUGAAGAGGUGUGUUAUGCAUCUUUAGACGUGAAAACCAGGAGACAAAAACAACGCAAGACAAAGCGAGUGCAGUGUUCAGACUUCAGUACAUAUGCUCAGGUCAGAACAGACACGGAAUGGAACUAAAAUAGAACUGAGGUGCUUUCUGAAACUUUUCAAAUAUGAUAAAGGUCAUUAUCAUGUAACAUCUAAUUAUACAAAAUACUUUUGUUACAUCUCAAUGUAAAAUAUAUGUAAUUCCAUACUUGUAUAUUUGGUCCCACUUUAUAUUAAGUGUCUUUAACUACUAGCAUGUAUUAACUUCUAAAUUAAUAAUGUGAUACAAUGUCCUUAUUGUGUAAACAUGUUUUUAUAUUUAAAAAUACCUGCAUGUAAAUACAGCUGUAAUCACAUCUGUAAUUACAUCUAUAAUUAUAAUUGAUCUUUCUGUUCCACCUUAACCAACCCUUAAACCAACCCAUACCAUGAAACCUAUCUCUAAACUUACCCGAAUCCCACCUCAACAGAAGCAAAAGUGUGUUUAAUAUAAAUAAACAUUUUGCCUAGCUUUAUUUAUUUAUUUUAUAUAAGUACAUAGUUAAACACACCUAAUAUAAAAAGUGAUUGGAUGCUUUUUUUUUUUUAAUUUAAAGAGUAAAGCCACAUACAUUAAAACAAUAAAAGUUACAUUUUCCUUCCUUCUAUUUUUACUAUAACAACCACCCCACCCACCCCAUCCCUUCCCUAGGCAGCUUAGUUACAACACAAUAGCAUUGUGUCUGGCAAAAUGAAACAAUCAUAUUACAUCUUUUCAAGGCAUGGACCCAUUGCAUACCACUACAUAGCGAUGAUAAUAAUAGUAUUAUUAUUAUUACAAUAAUAUUAUAACAGUAUGGAAAAAAAAAAAAAAAAAAAUAGCCAUUCUGUGAGACAAAUUACACUGAGGUCAAAACAUCAAAUACAGCAUCACAAAAAGAGAGAGAUACAUAUAUGGAGAGUAAAAGUUAGCAACUGGGUAAUUCUUUCAAGUUUUUAAAAUAUGACAAAAUGGGUUCCCAUUUUGAGUAAAACCUGUCCACAGAUCCCCUUAGUGUAAAUUCGAUCUUUUCUAAUAUUAAAAAGAACAUCACAUCUUCCAGCCAAUCUGUCACAGAAGGAGGGGUAGGGGAUUUCCAACUCAACAAAAUUCUUCUGCGGGCCAAUAAAAAAAGAGUAAGCAAUAAUGUCCCUCUGGGUUGCAGUUAAAGUAAUGAUCAUAGCGUCACUGGGAGUUCCGAAAAUACCUAUUGAAGGACAAGGCCGCAAUGUCACCCCAAGGGCAUCACUGAUAGUUUUAAAAACCAAUGCCCAGUAAUUAUUUAGAGGAGCAAGACCAAAAUGUAUGCGACAGACUAGCUGGGGAAAAAGAGCAUCUAUCACAGGCUGCAUCUAACCCAGGAUAUAUUCCAGCUAACCAUGCCUUGCUCAAGUGAACCCUGUGCAGCACUUUGAAUUGUAUGAGCCCUAACUUAACAGAAGAUGAUGAUGAGUGGACCUUUUUAAGCGCCUCCCCCCAAAAAGCCUCAGAUAGCUCUAUGCCCAGUUCAUCUUCCCAUCUGGAUUUAAUUUUAUCCAGAUUGUACCCUUUCAAAGACAUGAGAUGGAAAUAUAAUAAUUGAAAUCAAUACUUUAUUAUUAAAAUUGAGAAUAGGAUUAUCUAAGGGCGAGGUAGGAGGAAGAUCAGAGAAGGAUGGGAAUUUGUUCUUAACAAAAUUGCGAAUCUGAAGAUACAGUAUCUGAAAAAGUGGUUUUGAGGGAGGUCAUACAAUCUGCAGAGGUUCUCAAAACUGUUGAAUAAACCUUUAGUAUAUAAAUCUUUGAUGCAUAUCAACCCGGCAACUACCCACUGUCUAAAUGAUGAGUUCAGUGUAGAGGGAGGGAAUAAAUGAUUUUUGUAAAUUGGACCCAAAACCGAUGCUGAUGUAAAUUUAUAAUGACAAUGAAACUGAUUAAAGAUCUUGAGAGUAGAAAGAACAACAGGAUUGUAUGUGAAUCGAGAAGCUUUCAAAGGUAAGGAAGAAUACACUAAAGCAGGGAGAGAAGAAGAGUGACAUGUUUGUGCUUCAAUUAAACACCAAUUUGUUUCUGGGCAAUGAAGCCAAAUUAAUAUCUUCUGAAUAUUUGAUGCCCAGUAAUAAUGAGUAAAACUUGGGAGGCCUAAACCACCAACAUCGCAGGCCCUCUGAAGAAUAUGUUUGUUAACCCUGGGGAUCUUAUUUUCCCAAAUGAAAGAGGAUAUAGAUUGAUUAAUUGAACGGGAAAAGGAUUUGGGCAAAAAAACUGGUAGGGACUAAAACAAAUAAAGGAACUUGGGAAGAACUGUCAUUUUUACUGAAUGUAUUCUUCCGGCUAAAGUAAGGGGAAGACUAUGCCACCUUUCCAACUCUGCCUUUACUUCCUUUAACUGAGCUUUAUAAUUGGCUUCAAACAAAGAAGAAAAAGAGCGCGUCAUAUGAAUUCCAAGAUAUUUAAACCCAUCCGGAGAAAAACGAAAGGGUAAUGAUACUUGUUGAAUUUGUAAGGCCAAAUUAUUAAUGGGGAAACAUUCACUUUUUUGGAAAUUUAAUUUGUAUCCCGAAAAGUUACCAAACCGACCUAAUAAGAAUAUAAUUAAAGGACAACUAGAUAUAGGGUCACUGAUGUAAAGCCAAAGGUCAUCGGCGUAUAAAGACACACGAUGUUCAAUACCCCCUCGCUUAAUUCCUUGAAACACUGUUGUUGUUUUCAAAGCUAUUGAAAGAGGCUCAAUCACAAUGGCAAAAAGGAGUGGGGACAGUGGGCAUCCCUGACGAGUUCCACGUGUUAAUGGAAAAAGUCUGAUCGAGAAUAAUUAGUCCGAAUGGAAGCUGAAGGGGAAUUAUAUAUUAAUUUAACCCAAGAAAUAAAAAUAUUACCAAAACCAAACCUCGCGAAGUCGCUCGUCAUGAGCUUGGUAAUAUGAUUUCACUUGUUCCAAUGUCGCGUUCACAGGUGACAGUGCACCAGCCAGUUCUGUUUUUAAAAGUGAGUGAACUACUUGUGUCAUGUUGGAAAGGAGCGCUGACCGGAGUUUUUCGAGAUCUUCAGGUAGAGCCGUUAGGCCCUCAGGAGAUGGUGAUAUUUCGUCGGCCUUACUCGAGGGUGCUUCGCCAUCUCUGUUGCCGGUUUUAUUCCGAAGUUGCUUUCUACUCGCCAUUUUUUUUCCACCGUAACUUCAUGUAGUAUCAGCCACCAGAUAAUCAAUUGUAUUGAACAUAUAUAAAAAAAAAUAACGACCAAUUGAAAGAAAGAGGUCGGGAGCUACACUCGUGUGCACCUACUCACGCCAUGCUCAACCCGGAAGUCCGUGAUUGGAUACUUUAACUUUUUUUUUCACACAUUGAUAACUUUUUUAUUUUUUUUAUUUAAAUGAGCUGUCACUCGUACUGUUGUUACUCUGUUGCUACUCUGGUGUGCGUUUCCAGUACAACAAUGCAUACGAUGAGUCUUUGAACAAAUCAACUAGCUAGUCAAGACUGUUUCCCAAAACCAUAUUGUCGCAAACCUGCCAUUCAACCACCGUGGUGAAUGAUGUCACACAGGUGGAGUAAUAACUUAUUUAAAUGAAUCAUUAGCCAACUAACAUCGCAAGUUCCGUCAUUAAUAACAUAGUUUAACGAUUUGGUGUUUCCCAAAACCAUAGUUCAAACGAACAUUCACAAACUUGUGUGGUUGGAACGCUCUCGAGCUGUGGUUAGAAGCAUAGUUUCUUGUUUUUAUGACAUGUGGACUUAAUAAAUCGUCAUCUUGAGCAAAAUAAGCAAGCUGACAUUAAGUACAAUGUAUAUCUUUUAUUUCAAAUAUAUACAAAUGUCAUUUACAUAUUUUAAUUUGUCGUCCGAAUUUUAAGCACCGUUUUUGAAGAGUGCGCAUGUGCGUACGUGCUCUAGUAAGAACGAGCCUAUGAUUGAAUCUGGAAAUAAAGCAAAAUAAAUGAGAAAAAUGAGAAGUAGUCAUCAGAUGACAUGUCCGUAAUUUAUAACAAAAAAAUCUAGUCUCGAUCUCAAACGGAUUCAUUUCAAGAAGAAGUUAUUACUCCACCACCUGCGUGACAUCAUUCACCAAUGUGGCUGAACGACAAUACGGUUUCGGGAAACACUCGUGACUAGCUAGUUGAUUUGUUCAACAAUGCAUCAUACUAUGGUAGUGAAGGAGCGAGUUACGCCGUUGUAUGGGAAACGCACCCCAUGGCCUCAGAGCAGUACAAUGUUGUUUUCCUCUGUUAAAAGUGUUUUAGUACAGCCUUUGUGGACACACAAUGAUGACCCGAAUAACAGGAUGUAGAAGUGGGUUUCCUGUAUGAAGCGGUGUUUAGUUUAAGGUAUUUAUAUUAAACUUAUUCUUAAACGGAAUGUUUGCAACGUUUAUCUGAUUCAAUUUUACAGCUAAUUUCAUUCAUUUUUCCUCAAAACAUACUCCAUGGCAGAUGAAGCAUAAUGUGUUUGAAUAGGUUAGUGUGGUCGGAUAACAGCAACAAGCAAACAUUCAAACUAUAUUUCUCAUCUUAAAACUAUCUGUCUUAUAACUGUAAAGGUAAAAGAGAAAUGCCCACUUUAGUUGCUUCUCUGUAGUAAGAUACAUUCUUGUUUUUUCUCUUGUUUUCUUAUUUUUCUUUGAACUGGUGCAUUCCAGGUCUGCCUUUUUCUAUUUGUGCUUUUAAUUCUUUUGAACAGUUAAAAUCUUAUUGAAAUCAAAAUAAAUUUAAAUAUUCAAAGCAUCAGAGUUGUUCUUCAAAGGAGUUUUACUGAAGUGCGCUGUCUGUGUCUUUCUUGAGGAAGGGUCUUGCUUUGUUUCCAGUUAAAGAGAUAACAAUCUUAACCACAAAUGUUUCCAUUCAGUUUAGUGCUUGUGUGAACAUGAGACAGAAGAAAGAGGUUGGUGUGUAUGAAUGCUCAUGUGAUGAGUUUGUGGUGAAAUUGGUUUGUGUACAUGCAGCAAAAGCUUGAUUUACUGCAGCAGUCUUUCUUUAGACUCUCUGAUGGACGAGGAAGAAUCACAUUUACUGCAUCUCUCAGAAUGAAGCACAAAGAGCAGGUUUCAGUUUUAUUUGCUUUCAUUUACUUGGGCAAUGCAUCUCACAUGACCACUCAAAUGAUGUUCGGUGCCAUGUCAUUUAAUAAUAAUGUGUCAAAAGGAAUGUUUCUUUUGUUUGUACAUUUUUGUCACUGUAUGUAAUGGAUAGUGAUGUUUAUAGUAUGGCAAUGUAUAUUUUUACUGGUCCAUGAUCUGUUGUGUCUGAAAGAGACUCAUGGGGGUCCGAGCCGUCAGUAUGUUUAGUUUUAUUAGUGGCCUGAGGGGGGCAGUGUGGAUUUAGACAAUUUACAAAAAGCAAAACAUUUUAAAUGCUUGUUACAUCCACAUUUAUUUGACUCAUUUUAAAGCACAUUUUUAUGUGAAGGUCAUAUAGCAAAUAAAUGUGUCGUAUCAAUUCAUGUUGUGAUUCAGUUGAUUGUCUGUGUGUUUGGCAAAUCAUUAAAGAUGAUUUGUAACAUGCUGUCAACAAUGUCAAAUUUGUGCAAAAUGGGCCACAUGCAACUCCUACUAAAAAUGUAGCAGCGUGUUUUAAAAAAAUAUGUACAAAACUUAGUUCUAUGUGGCAUUUGUUGUGGGACACUAUGGACUCUAUGAAUAUCAUCUUCAGUUUGACACAAGAAACACACACUCAAACCUAAAAACAACAGCAAUAAAAUAGCUUGACCUUAA